Messenger RNA from Octodon degus (degu), 800 nucleotides. RefSeq names its product ribosomal L1 domain containing 1 (gene Rsl1d1). The transcript has 7 exons. NCBI's taxonomy places the organism in Eukaryota, Metazoa, Chordata, Mammalia, Rodentia, Octodontidae. The coding region runs from base 63 to 800 and encodes 245 amino acids. The record is from RefSeq and is a predicted model, not a curated record.
UCGGGUGCGCGCAGGAAGCCAGCUCCGGAGUGGCGUGUUGGUUUGCACGAGGUGAGGGAGAGAUGGAUGACCCGUCCUCCUCCCAGGAGUCGGGUUUGCCCGCCACCUUGACUCCCGCAGAGCGGCCUUCACCAGCGCAGCUUGACAAAGAGCAGGUUAGAAAGGCAGUGGAAGCUUUGUUGACACAUUCUAAGUCCAGGAAGAACAAAAACGGAUUACUUUUGAAUGAGAAUGAAAAUUUAUUUUUAAUGGUGGUACUAUGGAAAAUUCCAGGAAAAGAACUGAGGGUCAGAUUGUCCUUGCCUCAUGGUAUUCGGUCAGAUCUGUCAGAAAUCUGUUUAUUUACCAAGGAUGAACUCCAGUCAACUGAACAGACUGAACGCUUCUAUAGAAAGCUUUUGAACAAGCAUGGAAUUAAAACCAUUUCUCGGUUUUUUUAUACUGCUGUAUUGAAUUUCAGCGCUGUACGCAUUGGUCACACUGGAAUGCAGGCUCAAGACAUCACUGAAAACAUUGUUGCUGUGGCAGAAAGUCUGUCCAAAAAGUUACCAGAGAAGUGGGAAAGUGUGAAACUCCUGUUUGUGAAAACUGGGAAGUCAGUUUCCCUUCCCAUCUUUUCCUCAUUUGUCUCUUACCGGAAUGAUGCCAACAAAAUGGUCAUCCGCAAACUGAAGGAAAAUAAGAAAAAGACCGGCAAAGUGAAAGCCCAAGUUAAAGUGACAAAUGAAUCUGAUGAGGAAAUUCCACAACUGGUUCCAAUAGGCGUGACUCCAGUGAAAGAAAAUGUUGAGGAGCUCUGA